AUGAUAAAUAAACGUUACAACAGGAGUUUAUUUACACAUAAUGAAAAGAAUAAUCAACGUAUGAGUAACAUUAUUAACAGAACAGAUAUGACCACUUUGAAAAAAUGUCACAUGAGGGAAAAAGUGAAUAGGUUUCCUUUUUUGUUCAAAGCGGUUUCUUGCGCCGUUUUGAUAUGGGUGGCGCAAUCUCCUGGGGGCCCCCGUGAGCAUGCCUCCCACCAAUCGUGGAACCAACAGAAUGGCAAGUUAUACAACCAACCAGAUGUAGCCUUUACAAGAUCAUUAGCAGAAAAUGAAGACAUAAAUGAAUCCGAUUUUGCAGCUACCAAAAAUGGCGUCUUAGAAAAUGAACCCAGUGAUAACUACUCAUAUGAAACUUCCACGGGAAUUUCCGAAAGUGAUGAUAUAGAAAUUAAUAAAUUUAUCUUGGACCAGUUACAGAACGAAGAAGACUUAAGUGAAGAUAUUUUGAAACACCUGCAGAAGAGACUGCAAGGUAGGAACGAAGGUGGUAAUGUAGAAGAAGCACGUGGAGAAGAAGGAGAGGAAAGCGUCGAAACAGAAGGAAGUAGUGAUGUGGUUAGCAAUAUAGAACACAUCGAACCAGUUAGCAACAUAUUGGAUAAUGUGCAGGAAGGAGAAGAAUCAACUACGUCCAUAUUCGAUCAUGUGAAGGACAACGUAGAAGAGCUAGACGGAUUAGAAGGAGUAGCAGAACAAGCUAUUCCCAUUUUCGAUAGUGUAGAAGAAAAUGUGGAAGAAGUAGCAGAACCUGCUUCAACCCCAAUCGAUAAUGUAGAAGAAAAUGUGGAAGAAGUAGAAGAACAAGCUAUUCCCAUUUUCGAUAAUGUAGAAGAAAAUAUGGAAGAAGUAGCAGAACCAGCUAUUCCCAUUUUCGAUAAUGUAGAAGAAAAUGUGGAAGGAACAGAAGAACAGGCUAUUCCCAUUUUCGAUAGCGCGCAAGAAAAUGUGGAUGUAAACGAAGAUCUAGCGAAUAGCGUAUUUGAUAGUGUAGCAAAGACUUCCGAAGAAGUUGAAGAACAAAGUAAUGACAUGCCAAAUAAUGUACAAGUGGAAGCAGAUGAAUAUAUCCAGGAAGCUGUAGAAGUUGUGCAAGAAGCUGCAGAUGAGGUGAUGGAGGAAGAUAGAAUACAAGAACCAGCCGAGUUAGCAAUAGAAGAACCCGUACAGAUAGAUGCAGAAGAACCUAUAGAGGAGGUAGUAGAAGAACCCGUACAGAUAGAUGCAGAAGAACCUAUAGAAGAGGUAGUAGAAGAAUCUGUACAAGAAGCUGCAGAUGAAGCAAAAGUAGGAGAAUCAGCCGAGAUAGUUGCAGAGGAAGCAGGUGAGGUAAUCAUAGAAGAACCAGCCAAGGUAGAUACAGAUGAAUAUAUCCAGGAAGCUGUAGAAGUUGUACAAGAAGCUACAGAUGAGGUGAUAGAAGAUGAAGAGAAAAUAGAAGAGCCAUUAGAGAUAAAUGCAGAAGCUGAGGAGGUAGUUACAGAUGAAUAUGUUCAGGAGGCUGUGGAAGUUGUGCAAGAAGCUGCAGAUGAGGUGAGAGAGGAAGAAAAAAUAGAGGAGCCCCUCGAGAUAGUCGCAGAAGAACCAGUAGAGGAUGCUAGAGAAGAGGUGCUGCAAGAAACUGCAGAAGAAGUACUAGUAGAAAAAGAAGAGGUGAAUGAAAAUAUAUUAAACAUAUUAGAAGAAAUAAAGGAAAGCAUAAUAGAUAAAUUGGAAGUAAAUGAGGAAGCAAACGAAGCCCUAUUAGAAAGCGCAGAAAAAGCGGCCGAGGAGGUUGCUGAAGAAGCUGUAGACACUACCACCGAAGCUGAUGUAAUCGAAACUGUUGAGGAAGAAGCUGCAGAUGCUAUUACCGAAGUUAGUGAAGAAGAAGCUCUAGAAUUAAGUACCGAAGCCUCUGAGGAAACGACCGAGAGUGUGGCACACAAAACUUUCGAAGAAGAUAUAUUGAAAAAUUUAGAAGAAAAUAAAGAAGCAAGUGAAAACGCAUUAGAAGAUAUAAAAGAAAUGAAGGAAGAAUUUUUAGACUAUGUAGAACAAAGAGUAGACGACAACGAAAACGUGCUAGUGGAUAUGCUACAACGCUUGGAAAGAAGCGAGCACAUGAAUGAGAGCGUAUUAGAGGAUUUAGAAGAAAUAAAAGAAGAUUUGUUGACUAAUAUUCAAAUGGCCGAGGAGACUACGGAAGAGGUGUUAGACACUUCGACAGAAAGUGCAGAAGAGGUAACCACAGAAGAGGUAACCGCAGAAGAGGUAACCGCAGAAGAGGUAACCGCAGAAAAGGUAACCGCAGAAGAAAACAUUUUUGAUGUUAUAGAAGAAAUAAAAGAAAAGGUACUAGAAAAUUUGGAAGAAACGACAGCCGAAAGUGUGGCCGAUAGUGUAGCCGAGGACGCGGAUGAAAAUGCAUUAGACGUUUUAAAAGAAGUGCAGGAAAGCUUGUUAGAAAACUUUGGGCAGAAGAUAGAAGCCAACGAAAAUUUAUUGGCAAAUGUAUUGGAGAAUAUACAAGAAAAAGUUGAGUUAAAUGAAAAUGUGUUAGUAGACGUCCUGGCGGAAUUAAAGGAGGAAGUUGUAAGUCAGCAGGAAACUGCGGAAGAGGUCGCAGCAGAGUUAGUUGAGGAGGCCGCAGAAGAGCCUGCAGCAGAACUCGUAGAAGAGCCUGCAGUAGAGCUCGUAGAAGAGCCUGUAGUAGAGGCCAUUGAAGAGCCUGCAGCAGAGCCCGUAGAAGAAGUCAUUGAAGAUGCAGAAGUAGAACCUGUAGUAGAGACCGUAGAAGAGGCCUUUGAAGAGCCUGCAGUCGAGACCAUUGAAGAGGCCGUAAUAGAGACCUUUGAAGAGGCAGUAGUUGAGGCCAUUGAAGAGUCAGUAGUAGAGGCCAUUGAAGAGUCAGUAGUAGAGGCUAUUGAAGAGCCUGUAAUAGAGCCCAUUGAAGAGCAUGUAGUAGAGAUCAUAGAAGAAGUUAUUGAAGAUGCAGUAUUAGAACCUGUAGUAGAGUCUGUAGUAGAUGUUAUCGAAGAUGCGGCCGAAGAGUCAGUAGUAGAGGCUGUUGAAGAGCCUGUAGUAGAGCCAAUUGAAGAGCAUGUAGUAGAGCUCGUAGAAGAAGUUAUUGAAGAUGCAGUAUUAGAACCUGUAGUAGAGUCUGUAGUAGAGGUUAUGGAAGAUGCGGCCGAAGAAUCUGUAGAGGAGGCUGCGGAAGAACCAAAUGUUGAAGUAGCAGAAGAAAUUGCGGCAGAGAUUGAAGAAGGAUCUGCUAUAGAAUCCGUGGAAGAGGUGUUUGAACAAAUUAUAGAAGAUGCUGCACAGGUAAUAGCUGACGAAUCCGUAGAAGAAACCGCAGAGCAAAUUUUAGAACAAGCUACACAAGCUGUAACGGAAGAAGCCGCAGAAGCUGUAGGAACUGUGGAAGUAGUAACAGAAGAAUCUGUAGCGGAAAGUAUUGAAGAUACUGUACAGGAAAUUUCAGCAGAACCUAUACAGGUAACUAUUGAACGUAUUGUAGAAGAGACUGUAGAAUCCGUCGAAGAAAACAUCGAAGCUGUGGAAGAGGCUAUUAAAGAUAUUGCAGAAGAAGCUGCGGAAGGGGCUCCAGAAUUGUCUCUAGAAGAAAUAAUAGAAGAUGUUAUGGUAGGAACUGUCGAAGAGGUUGAACAAGAAGAAGCUACCAAAGAGGCAGCAGAAGAAACUAUUGAAGAAGCUGAACGUGAAGCUACCAAGGAAGCAGUAGAAGAAACUAUUGAAGAUGUUAUCGAUGAAAUUUCAGGAGAAACUAUAGAAGAGAUUGUGCUAGAAACUCCAGAAGACACUUCAGAUGAGUCUGUGGAAACAGUUGUAGAACGUACUGUAGAGGAUAACUUAGGAGAAACGAUAGAAACCAUUGUGGAUGAUGUUGCAGAGGAAACUACAGAAGAAUCUGAAGAAAGCGUAGUAGAUAAUUUAGGAUUAAAAGUAGAAGAGGUACUAGAUGUAGAUGUACAAGAUGUAGUCCAGGAAGCUGCAGACGAUGUAGUAAUGAGAGUAAGUGAAAAAGAAAGUGAAGGAGAAAGUGGAGGGGAAAUCGGAGAAGAAAUCGGAGAAGAAAUCGGAGAAGAAAUCGGAGAAGAAGGGGAACAAAUCGAGCCUGCAUUGUUUGAAGUUGAAGAGGACAUUAAAAAAAAAGUUUUGGAUAUGCUCUCUGGAAAUGUAGAAUACGAUGAAAAAGAAUCCGAAAAAUUGGCCUUAGAUCUACAAAAGAAUUUGUUAUCUAUGUUUUCUGGAGGUGUAGGAGAUGACGAAGGGGAGAAAGAGGACGAAGAAGGGGACUCGGAAAAAGACGAGUCAGAAAGAGACGAUUCAUAUAAGGCCAAAUCCGAUAGUGAAGCCAGUCUGGACGAAAAUGAAAAUAGAUUAGUUGAGUUAACCGAGGGUGAAGAAAGCGAACCACAGUUGCUAAAAGUUGAAGAUGAUAUUAAAAAAACCGUGAUGGGCAUGUUCCCUUUUAAGGGAGAAUUAAAUGAAGCUGAAUCAGAACAACUGGCAUUAGAUCUUCAGAAAAAUAUACUCUCUAUGCUGUCUGGAAAUGUCGAGGACCACGAUGAUGAGGAAGAUGAAGAUGAAGAGGAAGAUGAAGAGGAAGAUGAAGGGGAAGAUGAAGAGGAAGAAGAAGAGGAAGAGGAAGAGGAAGAAGAAGAGGAAGAGGAAGAGGAAGAACAUGAGGAGGAAAAAAUAGAAAAACCAGUAGAAGUCGUUGUAGAAGAUGUUACGGAAGUUGGUAAAAAAGAGGCAGUAGAUGAAGUAGUCGAUGUUGUCCAAGAGCCUGAAGAGGAGGAAAAGGAAGAGGUAGAAGAGCCAUCCGUCGUUGUAGAAGACACCCCCCUUGUUGUGGAAGAACCUGCCGUUGUGGUAGAAGAACCUGCCGUUGUGGUAGAAGAACCUGUCAUUACUGUAGAAGAACCUACCACUACUGUAGAAGAACCUACCAUUACUGUAGAAGAACCUACCAUUACUGUAGAAGAACCUACCAUUACUGUAGAAGAACUCGUAGACGAGGAUGACGAAAAGGAGGAAGAAGAGGACGGAGAAGAAUCUGAAGAGGAGGAAACUGAAGAACCAGUACAGGAGGAAACUAAAGAAUCAGCACAGGAGGAGGUAGCAAAAGAAUUAGCAGAGGCCACUAAAGAAUCAGCAGAGGGGGAUAGCGAAGAAUCUGAGGAGGCCGAUGAGGAAGAGUCCGAGGAAGAAUCUGAGGAGGAAUCCGGCGAUGAGUCCGCAGAGGAGGAAAGGGAAAAAGUAGAAGGACCUGUGGAUGAAGUCUUGAAGGAGGAAAUGAAAAAAAUAGAAGAGUCUGUGAAGGAGGCCCUCGGAGUUGUGCAAGAGGCAGUAGAUAAAGUGGCAGAGGAGGAGCAAACGGAAAAGGCAAUGGGCCCUGUAGAAGAAGCCAAAAAAGAUGUAGUAGCGGAACCUGUCGGCGUUGUGAAGGAGUCGGAAGAGGAGGAAGAAUCAGAAGAAGGAGAAUCCGAAGAGGAUCAAGAAGAAAUGAAAACUAAACUGAAAGAUAAGCUAUUAGGUAUGUUAUCCGAAAAAAUGAAAGCGGAAGGAAAAGAUAUAGAUAAAUUACCCCCAGAGGUGAAGAAAAAUCUGUUAGAUAUGUUAGCUGAAAAUAUGGAAAUGGAUGAUGAGGAAGAAGAAGAAGAAGAAGAAGAAGACGAGGAAGACGAGGAAGAAGAUCUAGGAAAUGAAGAAUUAGAUCUACAGAAAAACCUUGUAGAUAUGCUUUCCGGAAAGGGAGGAUUUAAUCCAAAUAUGUUAGGAAAUUUAAGAAAUAUAGAAGCGUUGCAGAAGAGCAUGCCUGGCUUAAUGGGAAGGGCCAAAGGCAUAUCUCCAGCUGAAAUUGAAUCUUUGAAGAGUAUGUUCUCAGGUGCGUUCGAUGCACGUGGUAUUAAGGGAAUGCCACAAAUAAAAAUACCAGCAGAAUUACAAUCCGUUAUGAUGCCAAAGAAGGAAGAAAAAGGAAAGCCCCAAGAUAAACAACCAAAAGAGAAAGUGCCAAGUAAAGCAGUACAAGAGGAGAAAACAAAAGCGAAAGCUAUAUUGCCCAGAAAAAAUAUAUCGGAUUUGUUUGCAUUUCCAAAGGAGAUAUUUAGUUCUCUUAAAAACUUCAAAGAAGCUGCAUUGAAAUUUUCAAACAUGAUUGGAUUAAAUCUUGAAACGAUUAAAAAGCAUUUAACUACAGUUAAAAACUUCCUUUUGAGAGUAGAUGCAGUAGUGGAUACAGAAAUUAAUAAUAUAAUGGAACAAGGAAAACUCCCUGAAAAUGUCGUUCAUGCUAAUGAAAGUUUUCUGGAUAAGAUGAAAAGACUAGUAAAUAAAUAUAAAAUAUUCUCCAUCCCAUUUUUCACUGGAAUGGGUUCAUUUGGAUUUUUGGCGCUUGGAGCUGUUACUACGUCUAUCCUAUCAUCUUGCUUAACAAUUUUUGCCGUAACUUAUUUGGUGUCGAAAAUAGAUAUGAGGGUCAAUAAAGAUAAAAACAGAAAAUUCUACUCCUUCUAUUUAGACGCGUACAAGCGUAUGUCGUACUUGAGAGAGUACUUUGAAACGAUUUACAGGGAGUUGGUGAUGUAA
This is a messenger RNA of Plasmodium cynomolgi strain B, 6621 nucleotides long. RefSeq names its product liver stage antigen 3 precursor. The record is from RefSeq and is a predicted model, not a curated record. The coding region runs from base 1 to 6621 and encodes 2206 amino acids. Lineage: Eukaryota; Apicomplexa; Aconoidasida; Haemosporida; Plasmodiidae. The transcript has 2 exons.